Messenger RNA from Drosophila suzukii, 999 nucleotides. Its product is annotated as GPN-loop GTPase 3. NCBI's taxonomy places the organism in Eukaryota, Metazoa, Arthropoda, Insecta, Diptera, Drosophilidae. The record is from RefSeq and is a predicted model, not a curated record. Gene Ontology annotation, molecular function: GTPase activity.
AUUCUUAAAAUUUAAUUUAAUUCUUAAACGUUCUUCAAUAACAAUAACACCGUGCGAAAUACAAGGAUGCGGUACGCACAGAUAAUAGUUGGUCCUGCUGGCAGUGGCAAGUCGACGUACUGCAGCUUAAUGCAGCAACAUGCCAUGGACUCCAAGCGAAACAUCCAGGUGGUGAACCUCGAUCCGGCGGCGGAGCACUUUAACUACAACCCUCUGGCGGAUAUUCGCGAGCUUAUCCACCUGGACGAUGCCAUGGAGGACGAGGAGCUGCACUACGGACCAAAUGGGGGCCUGAUCUUCUGCCUGGAGUUCUUGAUCGAAAAUCAGGAAUGGCUGAAGGACCAGCUCUGCGGCGGCGAAGAUGAGUUAAUGGUGGGCGAGCCGGAUGACGACUAUAUCCUGUUCGACAUGCCCGGUCAAAUAGAACUAUUCACUCACCUGAAGAUGGGCAAGCAGCUGGUGCAGCUGCUAGAGUCCUGGAACUUCCGCACCUGCGUCGUCUUCUGCUUGGACUCGCAGUUCAUGGUGGACGGGGCCAAGUUUAUAUCUGGGACCAUGGCUGCACUCAGUGUGAUGGCCAACAUGGAGCAGCCGCACGUCAAUGUGCUGACCAAAGUAGAUCUGCUGAGCAGUGAGGCGCGGAAGCAGCUGGAGAUGUACCUGGAGCCGGAUGCGCACAGUCUGAUGGGGGAGUUGACCAUAGGCACAGGUUUCGGCGAGAAGUACGCCAAGCUGACGGAGGCCAUCGGAUCGCUGAUCGAGGAUUUCAGUUUGGUGAGAUUUUUCCCGUUGGAUUCCCAGGACGAGGAGAGCGUGGGCGAUCUUCUGCUGCAAAUUGACAGUAUUUUGCAGUAUGGCGAGGAUGCCGACGUGAACGUAAAGGACUUUGAUGAGCCUGAGGAAGCGGAUCCGGAUAUAUAACUUUUCCAUAAAAAUUAAGCCUUAAACUUAUACUGUUUAUAAUGUUGUAUUUGAAAUAAAAAAUUAAUUCUAAUUAAA